AUGGCUGUGUUCAACAGAGGACCACUGCAGACCGCUGCUGCUUUGUGUGUGAUCAUCCUGCUGACUUUUUAUUUCAUGAUAUUCCAUAACUUUCCUGGAGAGCUAACCAAAAUGCUUUCCACUACACAAAAACUGAGCUGCCCUCAUGGGUCAGAGCUCCUCAAAGAUCACCUCCCCAAGGAUCAGAGCGAGGAACUGCUGGAACGCCGAGCUAAGGAGUUCCAAAAACAAAAAAAGAGGGCUACUUCUGAACUAUCCAGACUACUGUUGGCUAUGCCUAACUCUCCUCUGCAGUAUCCUAUCCAGGGUUUUAAAGUACGGCCUUUGACCUCCACUCUCAUACCAGGUUUAGCACUGCAUGCAGGACAAAGAAGCAGCUACAAGGUGGCCCUAGAUGUGUCCAAAGGGGUUCUGACCACUGAGAUUCCAGCCGAAGGGGUCAAGGUCCAAGGUGAUGGUAAGACCAGACUGAUUGUGGAAUCCAGAAGCCUAGAGACCCUCAAUGACCUGCUGGCUAACGUGACCUAUACCAGCACAGUCUACCAUAUACACACUGGAGACCUAGCCACCUUCCAGUUUGAGGAGCAUGAAGCCAUGUUUCCCAUUACCAUCAAACAGCCUCACCUGCCAGUCCUGUACGACAUGGGAACAGAUAUCAACUCUCACGUCACCAUCACCACAAAGACGUUCCUACGCUACCAACAACUCAAGGUGUUGCUGAGGAGCAUCCGGCGUUUCUACAGCAACAUAAAAGUCAUCAUUGCAGAUGACAGCUUUGAACCAGAGCACAUUACUGGAGCACACGUUGAACAGUACUUCAUGCCUCCAGCACAGGGUUGGUUCGCUGGCAGGAAUUUGGCUGUCUCCCAGGUUACCACCAAGUACUUCUUGUGGGUGGAUGAUGACUUUCUGUUUACAGUGAAGACCAAGAUAGAGAAACUGGUGGAGGUGAUGGAGGCGAACCCUGAACUGGACAUGGUGGGCGGCACAGUAGAUGGGAACCAGUUUUACUUCUCUCUUCUCUAUGAGGAAGGAGAGGAAAAGGAGGGCGGCUGCCUGUAUAGGAAGUCUAAAGAACGGUUCAACUCACUUCCUGGUUAUCCACAAUGCUUUCUGGCCAAUGGGGUGGUCAACUUCUUUCUAGCUCGUACAGAUGCAGUCCAGAAGGUGGGAUUUGACCCUAAGCUCAAGAGGGUAGCACACUCAGAGUUCUUCAUGGAUGGCCUGGGCUCCUUGCUGGUUGCCACAUGUAAUCACGUGUCUAUUGGCCAUCAGCCUCACGGAGUCAACUACAAGGACAAGGCUCGCUACAACAACUUUAGAAACCCUGCAGAAAAUUACACAGAGUUCUCAUUUCAGCUUCAUUUCUUCAAAAACCACCUAAAGUGCAUCAAAUAUGGAUAGAAAACCACCAGAGGACAAUGAGUUACAGUUUUUCCCUGCACAGCUUUCUACUUGUUUUUAUUGUGUGGUCCUUUGGGAUUAAAUGGAUGGCACUUAUAUAGUGCUUUUA
Molecule: messenger RNA, 1513 nt
Organism: Centropristis striata (black sea bass)
Lineage: Eukaryota; Metazoa; Chordata; Actinopteri; Perciformes; Serranidae
Product: beta-1,4 N-acetylgalactosaminyltransferase 2-like
Exons: 11
Coding region: 1-1404 (467 amino acids)
Biological process (GO): UDP-N-acetylgalactosamine metabolic process; UDP-N-acetylglucosamine metabolic process
Source: RefSeq, a predicted model, not a curated record